CGAAAGUGGUUUGUCACAAAUGGAUAAAUCUAUAUUAAGAUGGAAAUACCGCAGUAGUUAUGUUAUUGUGCUACUGUCCUGGUCGACUGGAUUGACCAAUGUAUUCCACAGUCCUAAAUUACUGCUCGAAAUAGGCAUUUUCAAUUACUUGCUAGUCCACGUCGUUGUAAUGGUAAUCGUAGGAAUACCAAUGACUCUUACUGAAUUAGCUGUUAGUCAGUAUUCGUUGAAGUCUGUGGUGCGGUGCUGGGACGUGUGCCCCUUUUUUAGAGGUGUGGGGUAUGGAAAAUUUAUAUUAAUUGCCAUUUUUCAUGUUUAUUACAACUCAUUGAACAGCUACUUGCUCAGUUACUGCUUUGCUCCAUUACCCAGUGAAGCAUCGAGGGUUGUAAAUGGUUCAAACAUCGAAGCAUUUUGGUACAAUGAAAUAAUUCAAAAUAAAGGCUUUCCCAAUUGGAAAUUGGUAGCAAGUUUAACCGCCCAUACUAUUUUGGAAUUUAUUAUCAACUUUAAUGGAACUAAACUAUUAGAAAAUAUAUUACCUUUGCUAUACUAUCUAUCAAUAUUUGAGCUUAUUGUAUUGCUAUGUGUAAUAGGUGCUUCACCCGGUGGUAUGGAGGGUGUUAAAUGCUUGUAUACUAAACAAAUAGAUUUUAAUUAUCUUCUAAUUUGGAAGAAAGAAGGAAUACUGCUACAAGUGUUCCAAAUGUAUUUAUAUUCUAUUGGACUAGCCUUGGGCGGAUUUUCGGAUAUUGCAGCUCAAGGGAGCUUCAGAAAUCCUUUGUACAAGAUUUCUGUUUGGGUAAAUUUAGCAAAUCUCGGAACUACUUUAGUGUAUGGAAACUUAUUUUCUAUGUUAAAUGGAAUUGUUCAACCUAAUACGACAAAAUGUAAAUCUGAAAUUGGUCCGGAAAAAGACUUUUCGUUUAUAUUCACUAAAAUACCCAAUGCUCUGAAUGGUGGAAUUUGGAAAUAUAUAUUUUAUUCAAGUCUAUAUCUAAAAGGCGUUUGUACUUCAUCAUUAAUGCUAAAAACGAUACUUGAUGUAAUAUACGAAGAAAAGCCCGAAUUAUUAUCUUAUUCGAGAUUGUGUUGCAUAGUAUUUAGUAUAUGUAAUUUUUUACUAGGUUCUCUAAUUUUUACAAAUUUAGGAUUCAUCAUAGGGCAAUUUAUAGUUGACGUUAUUAUCCAGAUUUUUCUUCCAUUAAUUGUAACAAUUCAAGCGGUCACAAUUGUUUUUAUAUAUGGUUUAUUCAGAUUUACCACUGAUUUGUAUUUUAUGCUAGGAGUGUACCCUACAAUUUACUGGCCUUUAUGUCUCACGCUCUCCGUAAUUGCUUUACCAAUUUUAAGUACCGUUAGCAUAAUUAAUUAUUUCAAAACUACUAAUUUAACCGAUUUCAAUUUAACGCUAUUUAAAGGAAUUGUUAGCGUCACGUUGGCUUGGAUUCCAUUCAUGGCUAUGGUGAGGGUAAUAAGAAAAGUUAAAUUCGAUUUGAUAUUCAGAAGUUCCCCGAAUUGGAACCCUCCCGAUGGUUUGGAGACAAGUAGAAAACAAUUCGAAGAGCAGCAUUGUGUCGAAGAAUUUUUGUACGAAAGGUACUUGUUGCAAAGGAAAUUAAAGCGUUACGAAUAGACUUAUUUUGAAUUCCUCACCUUCACCAUAACUGGUAUUUCUCCCAAAUCUUUGGUGAACGAUUGCUGUUGCACAUCGUCGAUGAACCAAUCUACUUCCACAAAGAAUCUGCCUUUGUAAGUAUUGGCGCUUUGUCUGCAAAAAGUCGGAUAGAUCGUCUUGUUUUUCACUAGGACCAUUUCUUGUGAGACCUCCGGUUUUUGAAAGGAAUAGUUGCUGAUCGAAAACUUUAUUCUGCGCUCGUUUAAAGUGAACUCCACCGAAUUGAGGUCUUUUAUAGCUUCGUCCAGUCCUUUGUUCACCAUAUAAUUAAAGCUAGACGUGUGCGGUUUCCCCAAAGACUGCAAUAACUGAAAAAUAGAGUUUAUUGAUAGAGAA
Molecule: messenger RNA, 2014 nt
Organism: Phyllotreta striolata
Lineage: Eukaryota; Metazoa; Arthropoda; Insecta; Coleoptera; Chrysomelidae
Source: the annotation of a GenBank genome assembly